AUGGCCAUGUACGAGAAUCUCCGAGGUAGCGAUCAGGUCAUAACCCAUGAACGGGGCCUCGGUCAGAUGUUCGAUAUGCGAGGCGGCAUCGAAAAGUUCAUGUCAGAGAAAGGCUUCUAUAUUGGCAAUUAUGCCAUGCUUGUCGAUAUGAUGCACUCAGCAUGCUCCAAUAAGCAACCAUUGUUCACGGAAGUCAAACGGCCAAUACUGAGAGACCCGCAUGUGGGCAUGCGAAAGCAAUACUUCCCACAUUCACCACUUCGUGUCGCUAACAAUCCCGGUUUCAACGCAACAGUCUCCAUUGAAGAGCUUCGUUCGAGUCUGGACGUGCUCAGGGAUGCUUUUGAUGGCUUGGAAAUGCUUUGUAUUGAGGUCUUCGACCCGAACACCGCGACUACGGAAGGACUGCGGUUCCGGCAUCGACGCGAUAAAUUCUGGACGCGACUGCAGGCACGCGACAUAUCUGAGACUGAGCCAAACGAACUUACGACAGAAGGGAAAGUAAAAGAAGCAAUCAGAUUGACCGGGACUAUUCACUGUUGCGCAGUGGUAUCUCAGAUCCAGCAUGAUGACGAGCUGAACAUGCAGUAUGUUUUGCGUCUUCACGAGGUCCUCAAGAAGCUCCAGCUUGAUUUUUGGAAGACAGCACCAUAUCUAUAUCUGUGGAUACUGUUGACGGGUGGAGCAGCUUGUAGUAGACUCCCUGAGCCUCGCGCAUAUUUCGUUAGCGAGAUAGCAAGAGUCGGCAUGUCAAUCGGCUUCUUCGACUGGCAACCCUUCACCCAAAGUAUAAACAACUUCCUUUGGCUGCAAGAAUUCCUACGCAAACGCACCAAACGAUAA
Paraphaeosphaeria sporulosa is the source of this 843-nucleotide messenger RNA. RefSeq lists its product as uncharacterized. The transcript is spliced from 5 exons. Bases 1 to 843 code for a protein of 280 amino acids. Lineage: Eukaryota; Fungi; Ascomycota; Dothideomycetes; Pleosporales; Didymosphaeriaceae. The record is from RefSeq and is a predicted model, not a curated record.